GUUCCGCCUUCUUGGUGACCUUCUGGCUCGUGAAAGUACCGCCGGCAGGUAGGGCUACUUAUCCUUGUGGUGACGUUGUGAGCUUCUGGUAAGACGCCUUACUUGUUUUCAUCUCUCAAUUGCAUGCAUUUUCCAAACGUUUCAUUGUGCGAAAUAAGUCUCACUGUGAUCCUUUUUCAAUCUUCAUUCCGGUUCCGGACCAAGCUUGCUUACAUGCUUUUCGGUUUUGCUAUCCUUUUGGCCAUCAUCGCCUUUGCUGUCCACAAGUUCGUUGUUACGAAUGAAAUUGCCAUCUACGCGAUGUCAACCGGAAUCGCAAUGAUACCCGAAUCCCUCAUCGCCGUCCUCACUAUCACGUUCGUGACCGGCAUGACCCAAAUGCGCAAACUCAAGGUCCCCACACGGAAUCUCAGCGCUCUCGAAGCGCUUGGAGGCAUCACCAAUAUCUGCUCAGACAAGACCGGAACGUUGACGCAAGGUCAAAUGACAGUGAAAAAAGCUUGGAUACCCGAUAUAGGAAUUUAUACCAUCAGCAACUCCGACAAUCCCGCAAAUCCCACGCAAGGGAAUAUCAGUGUUGGUCCCGCCAAGUCUAAAACUGAGAUGGAUGCCGAGAAGACGGACCGCGAAGAGCGAUUCGACAGAGAACGCAGCGCCGCCGCGCUUACCUUUAAAGUUCCGUCGAAUAAGGCCGAUAAAGAUCAACAGUGUCAUGAGCCGCAAGAGAGGCAGUCAUUCGAUGGAGACGACAAUCCAGAAAUGGUUCCCGAGCUAGAAUAUUUUCUAAACUCUACCGCCCUAUGCAAUGUUGCUACCGUGCGGCUCGAUGAGCAAGAGGGCAAGUGGCAGACUGCUGGCGACCCGACUGAAGUUGCUCUACAAGUCUUUGCGCAUCGUAUCGACAAGGGCAAGAAGCUCCUUGAGCAAGAAGUUGGAUGGAACCAGAUCACUGAGUAUCCAUUUGACAGCACCGUCAAGCUUGUUUUGGGUGGUGGUGGUGGUGGUUCCGCGUGAUUAUGUCCCAGGGUU
Molecule: messenger RNA, 1029 nt
Organism: Mytilinidion resinicola
Lineage: Eukaryota; Fungi; Ascomycota; Dothideomycetes; Mytilinidiales; Mytilinidiaceae
Product: metal cation-transporting ATPase
Exons: 2
Coding region: 124-1014 (296 amino acids)
Biological process (GO): calcium ion transmembrane transport; intracellular calcium ion homeostasis
Cellular component (GO): plasma membrane
Molecular function (GO): ATP hydrolysis activity; ATP binding; P-type calcium transporter activity
Source: RefSeq, a predicted model, not a curated record